GUUUUUUAACACAAUAAGCAUUUCACCAGUUGUAUUUUGAAUUGUAUUGCCAGUUUAAUACAGUGACUAAAUUAUAGAGAACUACUUUAUAAAUCUUUCUUCUUUUCAAGUAUUUUUGCAUUAGUUUCUUAUGUAGGCUAUUACUAGUUUUACGGUAUUGUAGCUCAUUUGGAUACCGUAUGUGACAAAUAAUGAUGUUCUGCUUUCCAGUGUGGAAAAAAAGCAUUCAAUCCGAUUCAUAUAGCGAAUCGGUUCGUUCGGACAAUUCGUUUUAGUGGUUCAAAAUAUUUAAAUCGAUAUGCCAGAAGUCCACAUUUAGGCGUAUCGACGUAAAUAUUUAUUUAAAUAUUGCUGUUUAUCAUUGUAUUUUCGAAUAUAAUGCAUACAGGAUCUCAGUGAACCUUUUCAGUGAUCUGUUGACUCACUUGAACUGUUUAAAAGUGUUUACCGAAGACUAUUUUACUUCAUUUUCUUUCUUUUUUUAAUUUUCUUUUUGUAUUUUUUUUGGAGGUGCAAGAUUAUUUAGUUAAGAAACUGUUUAGCACUUUAUUUUCGAAAAAGUCUCGUACAUUGUAAAAGUCCAGUGAUUUACAAAAUAAUGUGCGAAUCGGUUCGAAUGAACGGUUCGAAAGAACGACUCGUUCACGAUUCGAACAUCGCUAGUGGAUGGUGCGGCAGGAGCAGCAAAGAGAGCGCAGUCUCCAGGAGGGCUUCGGCAGACCGUUAAGCUGUUCACAUCAUCUUCAGACAUGGCAAAGGAAGGGACUGAGAUUGCUGAAGAGACCGAGCAAAUGAUGGACCAGAAGGAGCCGGAUAAUCCCGUUUGUGCGGUUAUAGAUUCAAAAGAAAUGCGGGCUGUGGUGCUGACGGGAUUUGGUGGUCUGAACAAACUCAAAGUCACCAAGAAACCAAUGCCAGAGCCUCAAGAAGGAGAAGUCAAAAUUCGCGUGAAAGCAUGUGGGCUGAACUUUCUUGAUCUAAUGGUGCGUCAAGGAAAUAUUGAUAAUCCUCCAAAAACGCCUCUUGUGCCUGGAUUUGAGUGUUCUGGGAUUGUAGAGUCUGUGGGAGAAAACACCAAAGGCUUUGAGAUAGGUGACAGAGUGAUGGCCUUUGUAAACUACAGUGCUUGGGCAGAGGUUGUGUGCACACCGUUGGAUUUCGUGCAUAAGAUCCCAGACGACAUGACGUUCCCAGAGGCGGCUGCCUUCUCUAUGAACUUUGUGGCUGCCUACAUGAUGCUGUUUGAAGUGGCCAAUCUCCGGGAGGGGAUGUCUGUAUUAGUUCACUCCGCAGGAGGUGCGGUGGGUCAAGCAGUCUCUCAACUUUGUUCUACUGUCCCGAACGUUACUGUGUUUGGGACCGCCUCACCCUUCAAACACGAAGCCAUAAAGCAUUCAGUCACUCAUCUGUUUGACAGAAACGUCGACUACGUUCCAGAAGUUAAGAAGAUAUCUCCAGAUGGAGUAGAUAUUGUACUGGACUGUUUGUGUGGAGAGAACACAGGAAAAGGCCUAACUCUGCUCAAGCCCAUGGGAACGUACAUCCUGUAUGGUUCAUCAAACAUGGUGACAGGAGAGACAAAAAGUUUCUUCAGUUUUGCUAAAUCUUGGUGGCAGGUUGAGAAGGUGAACCCCAUCAAACUCUAUGAGGAGAAUAAAGUCAUAGCUGGAUUCUCGCUCCUGAACCUCCUCUUCAAGCAGGGGGGGUGCAACCAAGUCAAGACAGCGGUGCAAAAACUUCUUUCCCUUUACGACCAAAAGAAGAUCAAGCCUGUUGUUGAUUCCUUAUGGGCGCUUGAGGAGGUGAAGGAAGCCAUGCAGAGAAUCCAUGACAGAGGAAACAUAGGGAAGCUGAUUUUGGACGUGGAAAAAUCUCCCACGCCUUUGAUGGCCAAUGACAGCACAGAGACCAGUGAGGCAGGUGAGGAAGAAGAGGAGCAAGAGGGAGACAAUGACAACAAAGAGCGAAUGCCCUUCAUUCAGUGAAGCCAGACUCAUCCAGAGACUAUCAUGAACCUGAGCUGAGCUCCGUGUCAUUGUGAAACGUAUGUGUGUGUUCUGUCUGUUUUUUGUGUGUAUCUUUGCCAGUUUUGGACAAAAAUACUCCAAAACAUUUAAGUGUGUUGUUAAGUGUUCGACUGAAGUGCCAUUCUUAGUGCGGUGUUGAAUUGUUGCAGUGUUUUAGACCAAAACGUUACUGUGCGAUUGCCUUUUCGUGAAAGCCUUUCGGAUGUUUUAUUUGGCCCCGUCAGUCAGUGGAUUGACAGAUGACUGCAGUCAAAGUCCAAAAUUAAUGCUUGCCAAGAGACAAAUGGAAGUCAAAAUUGGUUUUGGCAAGUAAAUUAAUUGCAGUUUAAUACACGGUGUAGGUCCAAUAUAAGUGACUUUAAGUCUUCAGAUGUCUUUUAAUGACUUUUACCUCGGUGGGCAAUUUACCAUCUAACGUUUAUCAAGGAAAAGGUUUUUUGUUUCUCUAGAACUCCAUGCGAUGGCGCAUAUGUGAAAUAUUCCUCACAAUAAAUAAUUAUUCACUACCAAAAAUGAAAAUUCUGUCAUUUAUUCACCCUCAUGUCACUCCAAACCUGUAUGACUUUUGCUUUUGCUGAUUUUUUGAAAAAUGUUGCUAUGGACGUCUGAUGAAGGCCUUGGCAGAAACAUCUCUGUUCUUGAAGAAAUAAAGUAUGUUUACUUCUUUAACUACUUUUCUUCUGAAGUUUCGAGCAUCUGCAUUUUAUUUUUGUCUAUUUUCAAGCAUGUUGGUAAUCAUUGACUUCUAUUGUAUAGACAAAACAAUCACUGAGACAUUUGAUGAAAGUGAGACACACGGAAGAAAGAAAGUCAUACAGGUUUGGAAUGACAUGAAGGUGAGUAAAUAAUAAAUCUAUAAGGAAAAAAAAGGAUUUUUACAAAAGCAUUUUUAUUCAAUAGAAAUAAUACUAUAAAUGAUCUCUAUUCAUUGUGCAGGUGUGGCAGGUUAAUUUUGGACACUGCUGCAGAUGCAUUUGUGUGUGUGUGUGUGGGAAAUGUUUCCUGACAGUUCUGGAGGUGAGUGUGAGACUGUAUUUAUGACUGAAACUGGUGAAGAAAGGCAAAGGCAUAAUUCAGCUGGAGCUUCUUGUUGUCCUGUAGGUGAUUGUUUGGGUCGCACAUUUUUAGUGUGGCGCUGUUUUUCUGCUCAGAGCAUCUGCGUUACUCUUGGUACAUCUCAGAUCACAUUAUUUAAGUCUUUGGAAGGACAUUUAAAUGAGUUGUCAUGAUCAGCUACUAUACGUAAUAUACCCCUACGGUAUUAUGCAUGCUUUUUAAAGAAAGAGCUCACCUCAAAAUUCAAAUUCGUCAUCAUUUACUCACCCUCAUGUCAUUCCAGACCCGUAUGACUUUCUUUCUUCUAUGGAACAGAAAUGGAGAUAUUUCGCUGAUUGUUCAUGCCGCUCUUUUCCAUACAGUGGCCCAGGGGGUGAGUAAACCAUGACACAGGUGCUUUUGUUUUGGAUGAACUAUCUCAGUAAAUCACCAGUAAACGAUCUGAUGUUAAUGUCAAAGCCAAGCAUCAUCUUUUUAAUUUCAAACUAGUAACCUACAACAAAAAAAUAAUUCUUAGUGCCUUUUGUCACAUAUCUGCACUGAGGACCAGAAGGCUUGUCAGUGUUUGUUUUUGUUUCUGUUUUUCAUAGAGAAUAGACACUUUAAUGUCAAAUAUGUUAAGCGACUUCAAAUCUUUUCUGCUUGCAUAUACCUCAGAAAUGAAAAUUGUGGCUGUGUUCUCAAGUUGUAUUAGUUGUGUGUAUAUGUGAAGGUAUGUUUCAUCUCCUCUUAAAUUAUUAAUUAGCUGGCUUUAUAGAGAAUAUAUAUAAAAACAAUCAGUCUGAUAGUAAUUGAUCAUGACUUGUGCUCAUCAUUGUUCCUCCUUUUUGAGUUGUUUCUUUACAUUAAAAGAAUAGUUCACCAAAAAAUGAAAAUUUGCUUAUAACUUACCCUCCAAGAUGUAGAGGAGUUUAUUUCUUCAUCAGAACAGAUUUGGAGCAAUUUAGCUUUACAUCUCUU
Molecule: messenger RNA, 4043 nt
Organism: Onychostoma macrolepis
Lineage: Eukaryota; Metazoa; Chordata; Actinopteri; Cypriniformes; Cyprinidae
Gene: vat1l
Product: vesicle amine transport 1-like
Exons: 9
Coding region: 750-1985 (411 amino acids)
Molecular function (GO): oxidoreductase activity
Source: RefSeq, a predicted model, not a curated record